This is a messenger RNA of Lymnaea stagnalis (great pond snail), 27973 nucleotides long. The record is from the annotation of a GenBank genome assembly. NCBI's taxonomy places the organism in Eukaryota, Metazoa, Mollusca, Gastropoda, Lymnaeidae.
GGUAGAAACAUUGCUUUGAAGCAAAAAACCUUUCAGACAUCUGUGGUCGAUGUAUUUAAUUCCACAACAGCUGUUGACGGUAACAAAGGCGAGAAAUGGUUGGACUUUUCUUGCAUAGAAACAAAUGGCAGCGAGACAACCCCUAAAUGGACUAUUGAAUUUCCAUUGAAUAAGUAUGCUGUUUAUCGAUACAAACUCUACAACAGAAUUGGUAAACUGUUAUAAACUUUUAAAAAUGUAUUAUAAUUGGUUCUGUUUAGCUGUGAACAUAUUAUUAUUUAGGUUUCAAUAACAUUUAUUAUUAAAAUUAUAAAACAAUAACAAUUUAAUUUAUACAUUCGGUAGCACUCCUAUUUAUCCAAUCCUUAAAACAGCUUUUAAAAAGCAAAUUUUCUCCUGGAUAUGUGUCAAGGCUCCACCAAUAUUUAUUCUCAACUAUAUUAAAAUUUAUUUAAUCUCAUUUGUUCCAACCUUAAGGAAUUUUUUACUGAAAAUGUACAUCUUAGUUCUAUCAUUUUUUGCUAAAAUUUCGUGCAGUAGUUUAUAUGAAUGAAUAAAGUUUAUAGUAUAUAUAUAAUAUAUAUAUAUAUAUAUANUAAAUAUAUAUAUAUAUAUAUAUAUAUAUAUAUAUAUAUAUAUAAGAAUGAGCUAGACUGACGUAACUCCAAAGAGCAGAAAAGAUUUAAGUACGUUCGGAUUCCCAAAAAAACAAUCAUAGUUAUUUUCUAUUAUUUUACAGAAAUCGACUGAGCGGCGACUUAAUUGCUUGUUCAAUAUACAUUCCAUUCCCGGAGAAAUAAAUGAUUUCUAAAGCCAUUUUUAUCAAAUUGUCACUAUCUUCAUAAUGAAAAAAAUACUGGGUUCUCGAAUGAUCUCGAAGUUAAAGAAUUAUUUUUUAAGAUAAAUUAGCCAAAGUUUAAUGCAUUUCUCAAUUCCCUAGAAAACAUAUAAUUACAUUAAGAUCAAUCUAGGGAGUGGUAUUUUCUGAUAUUUUUUAAACAUAAAAAUGUAGCCUAUAAUAAUUUGAGUGAUAAGGGUACGACAGUCUUGCAUCAUCUCAAUUGUAUGAUUAUUACGUGUUUAUUUUUAAUGAACUUAAAGUUUAAAAAAAACAGUCAUUUAAUUUAAAAAAUUUAAAUGGUUUGAAGAAUCAUAAUAAAUUUUAUUAUCCUCUUUUUAAAUAAAUGCGUAUUUAUAAAAACGUAAUAUACAACAAAACAUGAUAAAUUUUGAAUUUAUAGAUGACUCAAAUUGCUGCCAAGAUCGAUUAUCUGGAUUCACCAUGGAGGUCUUUGACAACUCUAAAGCAAAAGUUUAUAAUUUUAGCAAUCAACCUCCAACUAAGGCUGAUUUUUAUACAAUUCAACCUGAUAGCGAAUGGGUCAUUUCAAGCGUCGAAAUAUCAGUAACCCGACCUAAUAGAAGUAAGACAGUUCUAAAUCUUUGUGAGGUAGAGAUCUUUGGGGGUAAGUAUAUUUUUGGAAAUAAUUUUUGGGUUACAGUUUAAAAUAUUUUUAAGCCUAAAUUCGUUAUAUAUUUGCAAGUUUUUGAGCACAAAAAUUAUUUCGAGUUUUCUGAAAAUUUUCGGAAUGGUCCCAAUGCAAAGAAUCUAACGACGUUUCUUAAAGGUGAACCCAAAAAGUCGAAAAAAGUCAGAAUAAGAGUUGUCUGUUCCUAGAGAUGAGCAAUAUAAUCUAUAAACGUCCUUUGAUUGAGAAAAAGGACUUAAAGGACCUAAUAUUCCAGGAAGCCGAUGGUAACAUUCUAACAAUAGCGCUGCUCGUUUAAGUGAUUAUCAAGAUGACUCUCACUUAUUCGUUAAAUGCAUGGUAAAAGGCCUAGAAAAAAUUUCUAUUAAAUUCAGUGGGUUUUUAAGGCUUAGCACCACUCGAGUGAGUGGGUGCACUUUUGGUGCAUUUCUACGCCCGCUUCCCCCGCAGAAAAAUAUGUACAACAAUAACGCGAAAAUGUAAUUUUGAAAAAACGUAAUCGUCAUUUCAAUAAAAUUUUAAAAAUAAAAUAAAUGUGUUGUAAAUUGAAACUGUAGACCAUUCAAAAUUAAAAUCAGUGAAACUGGAACAAUUUAAAUACACUUGAAUAGAAGUCGAAUACAUACUUCCCAUUGUCCACAUAAACCAGUAUUAUAUAUAUUAUUUCCACCUCUAGUUUAAAGACAGUAUGGUAAAAGUGGUGCCAAUGCCGUGAAAGAUAAGCUGUUAAACUGCCUUUUCAUUGAUAAAAAGGCUUAAAAUGAUAAUAUCUUGCAUUAGUCCUCUUGAGUAUUGGGUCUUGUGCAAAAGAAUGGUUUUCAAGCUAUUUGUUUAUUAAAUCCGCACAAUUCUAAAUUAAUUAUCAACUUGCCCUUCAUGUUUAACAGCAAUUUUGGGAAUUAAGUAGUGAUGAUACGUGGGAAUUUAAUUUAACAUAAGUUAAAUCAAUGUCCUUUUAAUUUAAUUUAUAGAAGUAUAGUCUUUGAUACCCAUUAAUACCCCUGCACGUCAUCUAAAAUUUUCCAAAACGAUUGUAUUACUCUUGUUUUUAUAUAAAAUUAUAAGACGUCUCGCAUGGACGAAAAAUAGUGAGCUUCAAGUUGUUUCAUCAGAUAUCGAAUUUAAUAUUUUGAAAAUCCAUGUUCAACAAAAGUUGCCCAACAGCUUCAAAAAUUGUGAAAGAUUUUACGAUUGGUGAGCCUCGAAAAUCUGUGGAGGGCCUAGGUGGCCCGCCAUAUUGUAUGGAGGGUCCAAGUGUGCGCCAUAUCGAGUGGAGGGCCCAGGUGUGCCGCUAUAUUGUGUGAGGGCACAGGUGUGCCGCUAUAUUGUGUGAGGGCACAGGUGUCCCGUGAGAUGAAAAGGGUUGCGCAGCACUUUUUUAAAUUAACAAUGGAGAAGGACAGCUUGACAAUUUUAUAUUGUCUUGAGUGACAUUUUGCCUUUCUUAAUGUCAACAGAAACAGUAAAAACAAAUUGAUAAUUUCUGUAAUACAAACAAUUCCAAACAAUGGAAUUCUGACUCUUAUUUAUGUAUGAGUGUAUAAACGUGUGAGUUUUUAUCGUUUAUCAUUUAUUUAUAAAUCGAAGGAUACACUUUUCAGUCAUUUCCCUAAGCGCAGAUUUUCUUUCCCGAGGUCUUGAUGUAAUUCCUCUCUACAGCAGUCCAAAUAUAUUUUGUAAGGCCCCCUUGUGAAAUUGAUUUUUUUUUUACAUAUUUGACAUGCAAAAUGAGUUAAUGGGCUAUUUAGCUUCUGAACAUUUUAAGUUAGUAAACUAUUUGUCAGUCUAAGUAAGAAAUCUAAAACAACUCAAACAUAAUGUCAAAAUAGCAAAGGCGCCGCCUUCGGAGGUUGAAAAAAAUUAUAACAGCUUAUUCUUUAUUUUAUUUUAUUUAUUAGUAGUGUGUUCUGAUUUAUUAUUUAUAUAGUGGUGAAUUUUACUUUUCAUUCGCCACAACUCUGGCUACUUUGAAAAAAAAGUUUACCCACUUUGGUUUUAUAAAGAUUAUUCAAUAAUGAUACUUUUCACAACAUUCAGACGUCAUGUAACCUAACACUCAACACAAUGUUCUCAUGUCAUGAGCAAAGCUAGUCUUGCACUCUGCUCGCAGGAAACACGUUCAUUUGUUUGCACCAAUAAAACAUUUUAUCGAACGUUCAUGACAUAGCGCAAAAUCAUACUUUUUUUUUUAAUCUCAUAUAAGGAAAAACACAAACAUGGAUCUCCGGAAUGAGAAAAUUUCUAAAGCCCAAAACUCGUUUUUUCAACCCUACACGAUCUUAGGAACACCUCUAUCUAAAACUAUUUCACAUUAACGUCACAAGUACCGACAUUUUACCACUUAUGACACACUACAUCCAAUUACUACGAUCCGGAUACCGACCUAAAUCUAGGUAUGCCCCUAUUUUACUAUCGAAAUUUUUUUAUAAAAUGGUCUUUAAAAGCAUACUCUCCUUUUUAAAAAAAAAUUAUUUACAGAUUCUCAUUGCUCGAAAGACCAACAAACAGACCUUUAUAAAUAUGGCCGUGAUUGCGACCAUCUCUGUGAAUGUGCAAAACCAGGAGAAAAGUGUUUUGUUAGUACAGGAAACUGUCCAUCUGGAUGCAAGGCUGGAUUUUAUGGCGAAGGAUGCAACAUUAGUAAGAUGCAAUAUGUUUUGGCCAAUUUUUUUUAUUCUAUAUGAUUAAAUGUGUAGCCUUGGUUAUAAUUUUUUUUCAACCGAAAAACUAUUGUAUACUCCACAGCUUGUAAGCCAACGUUCUAUGGAGUUGACUGUUUGGACAGAUGCAACGACAGCUGUAAAGAUCAACUUUGUGAUUCAGUUAAUGGUCAUUGCAUUCACUGUGCAGCACCGGGCAAGCGGCCACCUUUAUGUGUGGAGGGUAAAUAAUGACUUGCAAAUUAAUUCUAAAAUAUUAAAACAGCUCACGUAGUAAAAUGAAUCUCGAUACUCAUUCACAACUUUCAGCUACGACCAAUAAAAAAUUUAACCUUGAAAAAAUCCAGCUUAAGGAGUGAUUUUCGCAAUGAUCUAAUCUAGUUUUCCCCCUUGUAAAAACUGACCCCUUAAAUCGUUUUCUUUAAUUUCGUGUGUAGGUUCUCUUUAAUCACAGUCGGCAUUUAAGUUUCUGAAACAGAUUUUCCGGAACAAUUCGAUCCCACUUCUAGUUCUAGUGGGCUUGAAAAUCUGUACAACUCGAGACAGCUAAUUUAGCGAAAAAAUAAAGUUUCUUUUUUAUACAACUUUCAUUUUUAUUAUAUUAAGAAAAUAUUUCUAAUAAAUCGGCUAUUUUAUUUGUGAUUUCUUUGAGUUUAGCACCAAGAGAUACUUUUUGUCUUCAAAAAUGUCCACAAUACUGUCAAGAAGCUUGUAAAAGUUCAUUAUUUUUUUGCAUAUUAAUGGACACAAAUUUCAGUAUGAUGCAGACAAGGAUAAAAUAAUCUUCGUACUCAAACUUAGUCAAUAAUUGAGAACUUAUGUUUGAAUUUAUUCAAAGCAAUAAUGACGAUUUUUAAUUGGAUAAUCUCUGAGUUUUGUUUAUUAACCAAAUUAUGUUUGCGAUGAAAGACGCAGGUUGCCUGAGCUGAGCAAAUGACAAUAAUUAUAAAAUAAAUGGAAAUAACUCAUUCUCAGAAAAGGUGUUGGGGGAAGAGUUACAUUAUAGAAUGAUUGGUAUGACGUAUAGAACUUUAAUUCUCAGUAAAAAGCAACGCACCAUUGUUGUAACCUGUCAAUGCUGGGGAUUUAUCUGUUGCAAUAGUAUAUUACAAGGUGGCAUUUCCUUGUUGUUGAAUAACUCAAUUUCUGCUCAACAAUAAAAAAAAAUAGUGUCUGCACCAUCUCGAAUCACUUUCUAGCUAUCUUGCAAAAAGCAAUUUUUAAUUCAAACUUCCUUGAAACAAAGCUUUAUUAUCUGUUUGGUUUAGCAUGUCCAAUUAUUAUCCAAAUUCUGUCAACACCUUGUCUGCUUCACAAACAUCGUCCUUAUUCUUUUUUUGUGUCAAUGAAAUCAGAACCUCAUUAAUUGUUGGUAAGAUGAGUUCUUCCCCGAUUAUUUGCUAAAUUUACAAAAUGACAGGUUAUAUCAUAAUAUAAUACACACAUUCUACGCAGUGGCGACGCCAUCAAAUUUAACAUGGCGGGUUCUUUGCAGAUCUUAAAAAAAUUUGGCGGGUCCCAAAUAAAUGUAUUAAAAAUAAAAUUUAUUUAUUAAGUAAUAUUUAUUAAUCUACUAACUUAACCCAAAGUUUACAUACAUUGUCAAUUGUCAUAAUAAAUUUAUUUGAAUGUAUCAUAUUUGUAAGGUCAAUCACGUUUAUCUAGAGAAUCCACACUCGUGACACUCCACACUAUUGACCCAUUGACUCCAGAUUCACUGACACAGGACAGGCCAAUUUCAUUUCAAAAUAAUUCUGCAUUUAGGAUAUAUCUCCACGAAUUUUUCCACCAUACGUUCCAAAUCCAGUUUCUUGGCCAUCUGUGCAUGUAUCGAUAUUACAGCAAUAUUUGACAAGCGCUCGUCAGUCAUGGUUGUGCGAAGAUGUGUUUUUAUGAAAGCUAUUUGACUGAAUGAUCUUUCUGCUUCUGCAGAUGACACCGGUAUCGUGCAUCCAAUUUGCAGUAGUCGUUUACUUUCGUAGAAUAUAUACAAUAUUAGUAACUAAUAAAAAUUUACCAGGUCAUUUGCCAGGUCCCAAGUUUUUUUACCAGGUCCUGGGACCCGGCGGGACCUGGUGUAGCGUCGCCACUGAUUCUACAAAUGUUUUGAUACGAAGCAUUAAAACGGAUGCUUGAAAAUAUACAUCUAGUUUGCAGAGACUAUUUAAAAAUCAAAAUUGCUAAGUGUUGAAAUUUUAAUUGUUGUUAAUGACCGCUUGUGGUUGUACUUCCGUUUGAUUAUGGGAUAAAACAACUGUUCACUCUCUCUGUUGGAUGUGAUUUUUAAGAAAUGAUUUGUCAAUUAAACAUCGACUUCUAAAAAGUGUCUCAUUUUUAUAACCUAUCUAAUUUUAAUUAAAAAUGUAUUCCAUAAAAAAAGUUUUCAGCACCCUUUUUUGAGAAAUCCAGACCCCCACAAGUCUCCAAAAUCUUUCAGCGCCCCCCCCCCUUCCGAGCCAUCCCAUCGCCCACAUUGAGAAUUACAGUUCUGGGGUAUUGUGGAUGUUACUAUCUUCCAUAAGCAAGUUAUAUAGUUAUUGUAGAGAACCAGUUUCAAUUACUAAUACUGUAAGGAAAACCUUGCUUACUCUAUGAUAAACUUCAUCUAGAUCUGGUACUCAAUAAGGAAACAACUCCUGGUGAUAACAUUUAAUGAUUAAACUCGUGUUCUUUAUUGGGCUGUCACCUUGCUUACUCUUUCUCUCAUCUCACAACUCUGACUUCUCCCUGCUAUCUAAUUCUCAGUCCGGCCGCCUUCUCCUUUCGUCCCGUCCAGAGAUCCCUAUUUAUACCUCCCUGUCCCAUAGUUCCUCUCCCAGGUCUGGACUGGCGCAUUAUACCCCGCCCCUUUUUCCCCAUCGGCGCCAGGUUACAAACAGACCAGACGUCCCAGGUAAAUGCCCUGGUCAGAUGGAUGGCCGGUACCGCCCCCAGCGCUUGAUCCUUCGGUCGUGUCUGGGUGGUCAGACGGCCGUAAUCUUUGGUCAGGCGCCCCAGCGCUUGAUCCUUCGGUCGUGUCUGGGUGGUCAGACGGCCGUAAUCCCUGGUCAGGCGCCGUCGUGGUCCGAACUCUCCACAAUACUAACCCACAAUCUGGUUCUAAUAAUUCUUGUAUAAUACCUCAACUGCUCAGCAUUAAUCCAAUCUAAUCACUCAACGGCCUAAACUAAUGUAAUAUCUCAACUGACUAGUAAUUUAUCGGCACACACUGACACACAUAAAAUAAUGAACGCGUACCUUGACAACAACGCUCUAUUAAGACGCACCUUACUUUCGAAACAUACACCAAAGCACACAAUUGACGCGCAACCAUUGCACACCAUAUUCUAGCAUAACAAUCUAAUGGAGUCUAGGGGCAAAGUAAAUUUUCGGAUAAUGCAAUAUGAUACCCUUGUCUCCUGAUACACUUUUGGCAUAUUUUUUUUUUAUCUUUACAGGUAGUUCUUAAGACUCCUUCAAUAAUUCCUUAAAAUAUACGCUGUCUCAUGAUUUACCUGCAUCAUCUUCUUCUGUCUGCUUCUACCGGGGAGGUGUCAUAGUGACUGUCAUAUCUAAUCUUUACGAAACAAUUGAAUUUGAAAUUUUAGAAGCACUUUAAUUCUAAUAAUUACAAAUGUAAGUUUACAUUGAGUCUGCAUAAUAUAAUCCCUUUACAGAUGUAUACAAAUACAGUACAACUAUCAAAUUGAAACAGAAGUUUAAUUAUUCACUCUUCUUCAAAUCAAAAAUACAAUUGUGAUUAUUUUUCAGAUUGUAAUCAAGGAUUUUAUGGAGAUGACUGCGCCAUGAAUUGUUCUAAAAACUGUGUGGAUAGCAAUUGUAAUGUAACAAAUGGGACAUGUUUUGACUGUAAACCAGGCUUUUACGGUACCUAUUGUAAUACGUCUUGUCCCUCCAAAUGUGAAAAUUCAGUUUGCGAUAGAUACUCUGGUCACUGUAAAAAGUGUUCUCCUGGCUUCUACAAUAUUAAUUGUAACACAACAUGCCCCAACAAUUGUCAUGAAAUAGGCUGUGACUUCCUAUCUGGUAACUGUACAAGCUGCAAAGAUGGAUUUCAAGGAUUCCGUUGUGAAGAAGGUAGAAGACUUUGUUCCGUGUUAGUUUCUUAGAAAUCAUUCAUAUUUUAAUACUUUAAAUUUAUUUGUUGUUCAGGUCGUAUUUAUUUUCUUAGAUUUUUUGUUCCUUUUUUUGUUUAAAGCAGGCAAAAUUAGUAAACCAGCUAAAAUAAUAUUUAUAAAAAUUUUAGAAUUUAAAGAAGCUUACAGAAUAAAUCGUUUUAUAUAUAGCUUGACAGAAACAGUUAACGGAUAGCGCUGUAUAACAAUCUAACGCAGUAGAAAAAUUUAAUUACAGGAAUUAAUUAUUCCAUCAAUCAUACACAUUUAAAUUGAAAUUGUUGAAGCAUAUUUCGUUGAAGGGAUCACCCUGGUUGCAUGAAUCUACACCAGGAGUGCAAUGGUAUAUGCCACUGCAAGACUCCAUCUUUGCUAGAUAUCUUGUCUUCCAUAAAAAACAUUUAACAGUAGCGCUAAAAUCAUUUAGCAGGAAGCCUUUUUUUAUAUUGAAUGUAUUAUAUUUCUUAUGCUGUAGAAUGCACCGGCAACACCUAUGGAGAAAAUUGUGAAUUAACAUGUAACAAGAACUGUAACAGCACUCUGCUUACAACGAGAACCUGUAACAACACCGUUGGUUAUUGUCUGUAUGGGUGUCGGGAAGGAUUUGAUGGAGACCGCUGUAAUAACAACAGUACGUUUUCAUUUCCAUAUAAUGCUUUUGAAAUAAAAUUUAGCUUUAGAAUAUUUGAAUCAUGAAUCAUCCUCUAACUCUGCUCUCACAAUCUCAUUUUAGGUAGUGGCUCCGAUAUAGAGUUUAAAUCCUCUGCUGGGACUCUUGGUUACAGUUACAUUCUUUCUGAUAACAUUUCUCUCAAUAAUCAUAUUUCUCACAUCCGUCGCUUUGCGUACACCGCUAUCCGUCGGAUCAGCUCCAUCCGCCACUACCUCAGUUAGCGCAACAAAAACCACUAGUCAGUGCUCUUGUUCUCUCUCGUCUUGACCAAUGUAACUCUCUUCUGUCAGGUUCACGAAACAUUUCCUAGAAAACUGUAGAAAGUUCAAAACUCAGCUGCUAGAUUAGUUAUAAAGGCAAAGAAACGUGAUCACGUCACUCCACUAGUUACCUCACUUUUUCUCUGGUUCCUGCCCUUCCAAUAUUACUGAGCUUCUUUCUGCCUAUUUACCCCUUCGAAAGCUUCGUUCCUCCGUAGACACGUGUAUUCUUUCUGUUCUCAGAACACACACUAAAACAUAUGGAUAACGAUCUUUCUCUUUCUGUGCCCCAAAACAGUGGAAUUCACUCCUAUUAUAGAUCCGCAAUAUAACGACCAUUCCAGCCUUCAAAACUGCCCUCAAGAACCAUCUCUUCAAACUGUACUUUACCGACUCAUUUCCACCCCUCUAUAACUGAUAAACAACGCACGAUGCUGCUGUGCUAGACAGGGGUAGAUUGUACAAGGGUUGGUGAGGUCAAACUUUUCACAAAUUGUUUUUAAAUAAAUAACUUUUUGUAAUUGCUAAUUUUAUGUGAAGCGAAGUGAGUCUAGCCCUAGGUUGGGGUAGCAGUGAGUCUAGCCCUAGGUUGGGGUAGCAGUAAGUCUAGCCCUGGGCUGGAGUACUGCUCCAUAUAAAACCACUUAAAUAAUGAUAAUAAACGAAUGUCUUUAAAAGGGGAGCCACCUAUGUGAACACACCAACAAUUUUUUUGUAAUUUAUUUAUAGAAUUCAUAGUCCAGAAUGCCUUUUUUUUUUAAAUUAAUUAUCCUAAGUUGUAGUUGUUCCUUACUAAUGCCUAGAAUCAACAUAAAUAAUAUGUAAAUUCAUGUGCUUUUUUUUUACAAAUGAAUCUUAUUUUUUUCAUUUAACUUUCAAUUCUUAAUCAUUAUUUAUAGUAAAAAGUGGAAGUAGAAGUGCAACUGACAGUCCAGGAAAUGAUAACUCAACACUCAUUGGUGCUGUGGUCGGUGCUAUAUUUGGCAUCAUUGUUGUAACUCUGAUUAUCAUUGGUAUAAUAAUGUGGAGGUAAAUAGUAAUAUUGAAACUUUGAAUGACUAUGACGUGGUCUAAGAAAUGCCACGUUCAGUUUCUAAAUUCAUCUUUAACAACUGUCAUUUUUUUUUACUUAGUCACUUUUUUGUUGAUGCAAUUAUUCAACUGAGUCUCCACCCACUCGAAGCACUCCGCCUACUCUGCCCACGACAUCUCCCAGUCCCAUUCUGCCCCCUCUGUCCACUCUGCCCCCUCUGUCCACUCUGCCCCCUCUGUCCACUCAUCCUACUCUGCCCCCUCCAUCCACCCUGUACACUCUGCCCCCUCUGUCCACUCAUCCUACUCUGCCCUCUACACCCCGUCUGUACACUUCGCCCUCUCCUCCCACUCUGCUAACUUUGCCCACUGUGCCCGCUCUACCCCUUCUGCCCCCUCUUUCACCUAUGCCUACUCUGCCCACUCCACCCACUCUGCCCACUCCACCCACUCCACCCACUCUGCCCACUAUGCCAACUCAACACACUAUGAUCACUCCGCCCACUCUGUCCACACUGCCUACCUACGUUAGGGAGGAAGAUAAUCAAAUAAUAUAGUGGAUUUAUUUGUUUUAUUUCUUUUGAUUCCGACAAUACUUGUAAUAUAAAUAAAUGUUGUUUUUAAAGCUGUGAAAUAGUAUUAAUUAAUAAAAUUGACGUUCCUCUUAUACGUCAUACUGUCCACGUGUUUGAUUGUCGGCUAUUGCACCUUUACAUAUUUCAAACUGUCUGCCCGAUAUUUUCACAAACAUCUAAAAAUGCCUGACCCUAUUUAAACAGUUCCCCUAUCAAAUCAGGCUAUGAUAAAUAGGUUGAUGCAAAGUGUUAGUUACCGUGGUCCCUAAUCAUAAGAGAAAUGACAUUUUUUCAAUUACUUUUAUUUACAUAUGAGCUGAUGUCCAUAUCCUAUGUUUUCGCUGUCAAUACAAACUGACACUUUGAACACGCGUAUUUUAUUUUUCUGGCAUCCUUCCGUCACAAUGUGACGAUGGAGUGGGCUUCGGAGGACGAAAUCCACAUGGCCUGGGAUUACUCUUCAAGGACUAUAAGCUGGUUCCCAACAGCAAAUCGCCUUUCUCCACGCCGCUGGGUAACCCAAGGGAACAUCAUUGGAUGAUACAGCUUGGCACCAGUGACGUCGCAGGAGUUGUCGGAAUGUUUCACUGUACCAAUGUUAACCGCCUUUCGGGACUCCAUCUCCGGGUUCGAUUUCAGAGUUUCCUUCUCUUAGAUGAGUUGCCGUCCAAGGUUAACGAGUCUCAUCUAACCGAGGGGGCUGGUGGUGUUAUUGCUUGAAUGGGCUCUGGCUGGACCACAGUUUAGACCACUCGGCCACCCAGCACCGAGAACACGCGUAUAAGUGAUGACAUUUUGCUGAAUGUGUGAAUGUAUGUCCGUUUUUAUGUACCGUAUACUAGGUCAGUCAUGUACAUGCCAAUUUAAAUGCAUCGACGUACAUAUUAUAAAUUUUGUCAUUUUUUGAUGUAUAGGACGGAAAAUUCUUUGACCUUGAGUGUAGAAAAAAAAAGUUCAUUGUAACACAAAAAAAACAUCACUUUAUUACGAUUGAUUUGAUUACUGCAGCGUUGCGAACUGCUAUGCGAAACCCGAGUGCAUUGGUGAAUCCGGUAAGUAGCAUACUGCAGAUGCGAAAAAUCGUUGGUAAUUUUGGCUGUUUUCUUAUAUUCCAAAUAAUCGCAAGCCGCUCUCUUUGCCUACAAUAAGUGAGAUCUAGUUCAGUUCUAUACUUUGAGUGUAAAAGGACACUUUCACAUGGAUACAGACACAUUGGUAUAUAUGAAGUUGUCCGUCCGGACACCUCAAUUUCAACGUGACGGACAAUGUGAAUGGGAAACCGGCCAAAAAAAUGUGAUCGCCAUAUCAUACUAUUUUGUUUUGGAUUUUUUAUAUCUUUUGUUAAAAUGGGUUUCUUUAGUCUAAACCCUUUGAAACUUUUGCGAUGAAGAUUUGUAUGUUUUUUUUUCCCCACACUUUGCAUUAUUUUCCAUAUUAUAAUUUCAACAGACGGCGUGGAUUGGUCAAAAAGUCCCAGAGACGACAUGAGACUACUGACCAUAUUGACAUAAGUAGCAAUGGUAACUCAGAUCAGGAUGACAUCAGUCAUGGCAACAUAGUGACCAAUAAUACAACACAACUAGACAAUGAUGGUAAUGGUAUAAAAGUCAAAGGUAAGUUGCUAUGAUUGCUAUCUAAGACACUUUUAAUUAUUUGAAAUGGAUUUAGCGACUGUUUUCCCCCUUAGGGCAGCUUUAUUGCUUCUUAUGGGACACAGUUUAUGGUAUGGGACAUGACAAAUUGAGUUGCCAACCAUUGGCAAAUAUAUGGACCAUCCAUACAAAUUUAACCUAAAGUGACUUGUCCGUAAAAGUCCGUAAGAACUUGAGGAAGUCUUUCAAAGCUAAACAUGAUUUAUUAUAAGAUAUAAUUAUUUUAAACUUGUAUAAUAAUAAAAGGAGAAAUUCAUCUCUGAUGAGAAGGCCCAAAAAUAAACUAACGUUAUAAAAAAGACUCGUACCAUAAAUUGUCAUAUUACAUAGAAUAUAGUAUAAUAUAGAUACAUAAAAACAUAGAUAAACUGAUAUUAAUUAUUUUUUUAUAAACUGUGUUCGUAAAAAAUUUGGGAGAUUAAGAAUUAUUGUCUGUCAAUUUUAUUUUACUGAUUUUACAACCCUGUGGGCCUGUUGCCCACUAUACCAAUAUUUUUUUUUUAUUUCCUGACAUAACAAUGUAUGCUACACGUUGAUAAUACAUGUUCAUCCUCUCAGUCAAACCAGCUGUUCCCAAAAAGCCAACACUGACGAUCAACGAAGAAAAAUCCGAAAAGUCCGUUAAAGGCUCGGGCACUGGCUAUUAUAACACAGUCACUCUACCAAGGGGACCUUCUACCACCGUCGUCACUUUGGCCAAUCUUCGCAGUUACCUGUUGACUCAUGGGAAAGAAUACCUCUACAAGGAGUUCCAGGUAUGUUGGUAUCGGCUUUUUUUUUUCUUCAGUGUUUACACGAUGGCUUGUAAGAGAGAGCUUCCGUCUCUAAACACAGAGUGCUUCCGGUUUCAGAUAUUGAGAUCCUAUAACACAGGGGGCACAACUUAAAAUGUAAGGCGGACCGUAAUUCUUUAUGAAAAUCUUAUGCGGGCCGAAAGAAAUUAGGGGGGGGGGGGGGGGGGGGGGGCUAUUAAGGAAAUAGUAAUAAUAAUAAAGAAUAUUUUGUUAUUUCGCGGGCCGCAGAGUGAGUGCUGGCGGUUCGUAUGUUGUGCAGGCCUGUUCUAACACGUAAUUCUUACUUUUAUUUCUAACGCUUCGUUGUUUCUUGUUUUGUCGUGUCUGCUGGAGAAGGCAUCUAGCCGAAACGUCCUUUUAUUUGCCAUGUCUUUUUCCUUUAAAGCUUAAACUUAACUUGUUCCAAUAUUAGCUUGUCAUGUCACUACACUUCUUGCUUGUCUAGUGUGUUUUAAUGUGUUUCAUUUAGAUUUUUUUUUAAAACAAAUUUUGUUUUAUUUAAAUUAAAAAUUAGCACACUUCGACUGUACACUUUUCUCAACAAUGCACACCAUAUAACAGAAGAAAUAAAUGUAAUAUUUUUCCUCUUCCUGCUAAAACGCAAAAAGAUUAUUUUUUUUUCUAGAUUUGUUUCUCGCACUGCAAAGUAAAUUUCCUAGAUUUGUUUAUUUUUUUUACAAUUCAGUCCUUAUAUUGAUAAAUGUUUAAAUUUUUAGUAUUUCUAAUUUUAUCAUCUGAAAAUACCAAUCAUUUACAUUUAGAUGAAUUUUAUUUAUUUUUAUUUAUUUUUUUUUAUAGAAUUUACCCACAAACUCCGAGGCCACAAUGUCAGUGGGACUCAGUGAAGAAAAUAAAAACAAGAACCGCUACAAAAACAUAUGUGCCUGUGAGUUUACCAAGCUGUUCAGACUAAAAAACUUUAUUAAAUACUUCCUAUGUCGUCCUGGUAAAAACGCUUCCAUGUUAUAUUUAUAAAUUACCUUCCCUUAAAGUUAUUAACGAUCUAAGUUUCUCCAGUUUUCUCACGUUUUGUCAUAAUUUUCUUAGUUUGAAUAGAUACGUUCGCUGGAGUAGGCAUUUAGUUGAAACUUUUGUUUUAAUGUUUUGUUCUGUAAUUCAAAAUGCAACAUAUAUUGUUUUGAACAUUAAAAAUACAUUUAAACAAAAUGUCAUGGACCUAGAAGAGAAAACUAAUUUUGAUCACUGGCAUUUUUAACUACACUGGGAUGUCAUCCACUUUGAGCUAUGUGACGAUGACCACUGAGUAGACAGCCCUGACCAGAGCUGACUAAACACUGACCACCGUUCGUGUGUUCUUGUGUCCACGUAAUAUUCCCGCUACGCGCGUAAAUCUUAAUAUGAAAUGUUUAUCUUGCGGAUCAUGGUGAGGUCAUCAAAGUGCAGGUGAGUUGAGACCAGACUACUCUUGAUUGGUCAGCUCUCGUAUAAAGGUUGCAUUUCUUUUAAAAAUUUUUGAGUUUCGGUCAUUAGAAAGAUGCUGUACAAUGUUAUUAUCUUUCUGUUUAUUUUUUUCAAUUCAAUUUAAUUUCAAUCUAAUGCAUUUACUAUAUAUAUAAUCUCUGAAUCACUUUUGCCUAACAGUGACGUCACAAUAGCACUUCACUCAUAUUUUCACAGAUGACCAUUCCCGAGUCCAUCUUGUAGUCAACACCAGUAAAAAGCAUGGGGACUACAUUAAUGCUUCCUACCUGCAGGUAUCUUUAAAUAUAUUUAGGUGUGUAAGCCUCAACGCUAGCGUUGUGGAUAUUUUGGCUUUCAUUUAGAUCUAAUGGAAAGAUGGCAUUACUAUUUAAAUCAAAAAUUUUAUUUUUUCCUUUUCUAAACCUUAAUAAUUUUUAAAACGUUCUUUGAUUUGCAGGGAUUCAAUGAUGUGGAGAAGUUCAUCGCCUCACAAGGUAAGAACAAGACAUCGACAUUUAUUUUUAAACAAUUAUUUUCAAAUAUUGUAUUUUUCUAAGUAAGUCUCCAAGUGAAAACAUCAUACCAAAUAGAUACAUUUUCUAAAAUCUGGAGAAAAAAAAGUCCAGAAACUCUUCCAAAUACCUUCCAUUUCUUCUUAGGGGUCAUCCAUUAAUUACGUCAGCAAUUUUUAAGCAAUUUAAGGCCCCCCCGUCCCCCCCCCUUUUGUCAACAACUGUCAAACUUUUAAUGACCACGCCCCCCCCCUAUUUAAUUAUGGCAAAAUUUUCUAACCCCCUCCCCCACCAAUAAAGGAAAUAUAAUAUAAAUUAAUUUAUAAAUACAUUUUACUUUGUGAUGAUCUAUUUUAAAACACAUUAUUGUAGGAAAAACAUUUUAUUACAUGUUUAGCUUGUUAAUCAACAAGUUAAAAAGUUUUAACACUUAAAUUUUACAAUGCAGAAUCAAUUGAAAGGUUGUUAAAGACUAAAUAUCAUUAUUUGUGGUAUAAAUAUGAUUAUUGUCAGGAAAGCUGACAAUUAUAGUAUAGUUUCUAGCUAUUGCUAUCAUCUUCCCAUGGAGUAGCCAGGUUUGCUCUACCGUAACAGUGGGACAUAAUUUAAAUUAUUUAAAUUGCAAUUUAUUGUGGCGCCCCCAGCAAAAAAAACUUAACAAGCCGACCAAGUUUCGGUUUGCCCCCCCCCCCUUUUCCCCCUGAAGAAAACCUGAAAUGACGCUCUUGAUGGGCAUAGUCUAUAGGUUCUGAUUUAUCAUUUCCAUCUUGCGACACCGAUAUACCAGACAAGUCAACAUCAUCCUCAUCUAACCAUUCAGCACUUAAAAUAGAAGCAUUGUCGGUGUGGGCAAUAAUUGCCGUAAGCUCUCUCUCUGUCUCCUGGCAGCUACUGGCAUUGGUCGAAUCCAUUUUUUUUUUUUUGUUGAGGAGCAAAUGCUAAUUUAUUAUGCUCAAGAGGGCAUUGUUGGUGCUGUUGAACAUGCUUUUUCAACAUGAAUUGUAAUGCAAAAUAGAUGUUAAAGCAGCGAUGAUAUCAUUGUUACUCACUUUACUUUCCCCUACUUCUAAAAAUAUCGUAUUCCUACUCUGUCAAUAUCAUUUAUCGUGACUGCAAAUGGCACUUCAAUCUUGUCCUUGUUCCAUACCUGCAACAGAAUCUACAGGUGAAGAGAGGCCAAUUUUUUACUCCUCCAACACUAACAAAGUGUGCUAACAUUCUGACCAGCCAUCUGCUUUGCACAGGCAGACACACAUUUAAAAAUCUUAUAGUGUUGGCAGCCUAAAAAUUAAAGGAAUAUUCACACUAAUUUUUACUUAUAAAUUUUUUAAAAUGAUGUAAUAACCAUUCAGUUUUUAAAAAUUAAAAUUUUAAUAGAGAAAACAUGGUUGUUGAUGUCAACUAAUCUAAGCCCCCUACCUCACACUUGUAAACAAUUAUCAAACAUUUCCAACCCCAACCCCUAUUUUGUUAACAUAUUUAACCUAAGCUAACCCACUUAACCUAACACUGGGCCCACUUACCCUAACACUGGGCCCACUUACCCUAUCACUGGGCCCACUUAACCUAACACUGGGCCCACUUACCCUAACACCGGGCCCACUUACCCUAUCACUGGGCCCACUUACCCUAACACUGGGCCCACUUACUUUAAUACUUGGCCCACUUACCCUAUCACUUGACCCGCUGACCCUAUCACUGGGCCCACUUACCCUACCAGACCCUACCCAUCUACCAGUGCACAACUCCUCUCAAUUGAUAACUGUUUCCUUUCCCCUGCAAAUACCAACCCUGCCCUUUGCAACCAUUCCCCUAACUUGCCAUCUUCUUCACUGACACCCGGUUAUCUAACCUCCCCCUUUUUCCACAUAUGCGUUAUCCAUGAAACAUUUGCAUAUCUUUCCCUCUUUUCACGCUCUCUCUUCCUCACGCCUGCCCACUCCCCUGCAACCUCUACGCUUUCCCUACAUACACCUACCUCAUCAACUCUGCUUGAUACAACCUUCCCCUCCAACCACAUUACACAACCCAACAUUCACUUACCUCUUUCCUGCAGCCUCCUCACUGUCUCUAAAACCACUCUCCCCCUUCCUUCUACACCAUAUCUCCCAUUUUUACCUAAUUCUUGGUAAUUGCUAGUCUCCAAACCUAUAUCAUCGUCUUAGUCCAGGUCAUGAGGCACCCAGGUCAUCAACCAUUGUAUUCAUAAUCAUUGGCUCUCUCCUUUGUAGCUUAAGCUAAUCAUUCGCCGACAAUAAAUUUGUGAUAGAAUCUGUUCCUCUCUCCAAGCUGAGCUUUCAGUCAGAUUAUCAACUGUCAUCGUUGUAAAGAGCUCCCCGUUUAAAGUUAUCAUUGACCGAUUCGGAAUCGAUUUGAAACAUUUUGGAAUCUCAUAAUUUCGGAGACUCUUCCCUGUUGAUUCUCGGUGCCGGAGGUGGACAUUGGUCCCCGAAUUCAACAAAACAAUGCACCAAGAUGUGUUCCAUUCACGCUCACUGGUCAGGUGAAAAAGAUUUGAUCAAUGCAAUACCCACUGUUCCUAAGGCCAGCCUGUUACUAUUUGGAACUGCGCUCCACUGGUGAUUGCUUUAAAAUAAGGGUCAAGCGAAUAGGCCUAUAAUGUUCAAAAAUUAAAUAAACGGAAAUUUAAACUCACUUACAUAUUAAUUCUCUGACAGGGCCAACAAAACUUAUUUUAGAUGACUUUGUGCGGAUGUUGUGGGAACAAAAAGUUGACAAAGUUGUCAUGUUGACAAACUUAUAUGAGCAUGGAAAAGUGAGUAUGUUUUUAUAUGAUAAAUAUUUACUGUUGAAGCAUUGUUUGUUACUUCUUUCUUUAGGCUAAAAUGUGGACUUUAAGUUGAUUUGUUUUAUGCCAAGAUUUAGAUUUCAUUACAGAGUUCUUGUUGUUUGUUUGUUUUGUUUGUUUGUUGUUGUUGUUGUUUUGUUGUUGUUUUUUUUGGGGGGGGGUGUUUUUUUUAAAAUAAUCUUUUGCCCCUUUUUCAUAUUUGUAUAAAUUUUUUUUACAUUCACGUGAAAUUUUCUUAAGUUCAUCUAAUUAACUUUAAAUAUUGCCAAGACUUUUUAAAUGAGUCAAGAAUGUUUAAUUAUGCUAAAGAAUAAAGCAAACCUUUAAUUUAUUCUGUUAAUGUAAUACAUUUUUUCUCUAUCUAACUAUCUAUCUAUGUAUAUAUCUAUCAUCUAUCUAUAUAUCAUCUAUCUAUCUAUAUAUCUAUCAUCUAUCUAUCAGAUAUCUAUCUAUCUAUCUAUCAAUCCAAUCUAUCCAAUCUAUCUAUCCUAUAUAUCCUAUAUAUAUAUCUAUCCUAUAUAAGUCUCCAUCUCUCUAUAUCACUCUCUUUUUCUCUCUCUCUCUCUCUCUCUCUCUCUCUAUCUCUCUCUCUCUCUCUCUCUUUAACUAAAAUAAGGAAGUGUAUUAUUUUGCAAGCCAAAAGUUUUAACUACUAAGAAUCCCACUGACUUUGUCAAUUUGCCACCCUGUCGUCCUAGUCCAAGUGUGAUCCAUACUGGCCAGAUGAAGACGAGGUUGUAUUUGGAGAGAUAACAGUGAAGCUUGCGGCUACUCAGGUGUUUGCUGACUACAUUAUAAGACGUCUCCAGCUGUCAAAGGUGAUGAAACCUACCUUUUUGAGUAGAAUUUCAAUUGUUUUAAAACGCGACGUGUCCUCUUUCAUGUGAAUUGAGUUCAUAAUUUUAAGCUUGACGUCAGGUGAAUGUCCCUAAAUAUCCUUACUGUAACACUAUCUUUUUGUAACGAUCCUUCCCAGCAUGUUUUUAUUGGUACGCGUAGCCGUCACGGCCUGCAGGUACAUUUUGAGAUCAAGGACUCCAAAGUUGUGAUGUGGACAAUAAUUAUUUAAAUAUCAAAUAUUGGAAAACCGAAAAGUGGCAGGGCGGCACAAACCGAAAAUAGCAGGGGUGGGGCAAAUACCGAAACGGGGCAAGGGGUUCCCAAAUGUCAGACAAAGGCUCUGUUGGCACACCUUUGAUUCAAUUUUGACUCACAUAUGACGUAAAAAAAUAAUUGAAUGAGGAUGGUAGGCUACAAUAAAACUUUAACAAAGGUAUAGAUGAAUUGGUGUCUACGCAAGAGAAAUACAAAAUGAUAAAACUGGUUUCUACUUAAGACGAUAGAAAGAUUGAAUUCCUAUUCAUUGAUACAGUAACAUUUGCGUUAAUUUAACUUGGAAGUUAAUAAGUGAAAUUGGUUGAACAUGUCAGUAACACAAAACUAUGAGUCAAAUAAUAUUUUCCACUCUGAAAAUUGUCUUGAGAAUGAAAAUGACCCAGCAAAUGCUGCCACCCUAUUUCCUAUAUGCUCAAUAUUAAAAUUUGCUUCCAUUCCAUCUUUGAGCAUUUCCUGACUUUUGUCUUCUUUAAUAGAUAAGUUAAUGAACAAACCAUGAUAACAGCUUAAAGAAAAAUUAUUAUACUUUUGAAUCCUCAUUAAGGAUGGACAUUCAAUGCACCCAGUGACCCAGUUUCACUUCACAUCCUGGCCAGACAAGGGUGUACCAGAAAACCCCUGGGCUCUAGUGGACUUUGAACAAAGAGUGGCGGCUUCUCCUACAAAGCGGCCUAUAGUUGUGCACUGCAGGUUAGUUAUACAAAAAGUAUCUAGAAAGUAUCUCUGGGUGCUGGGUGGCGGAGUGGUCUAAACUGGGAAAGUUUGUUUAACUAUAUAAGUACAGUGCGUUCAAAAAGAAGUUUGACGAAAAUUUUAACGUGUGAACUGAAAAAACGAUUCGACAAAAUUUCCGUUCGAUCAAAUUUCCAUCGAUCAAUUUUCCGUCAACGAAAUUUAUUUCAAACAAAUUUCCGGUAGCCGGUGGGGGGAAGGGAGUGGGGAACGAUAGUGGAGAAGACAGUAUGAAAAACGGGUUUGAAAAAAUGAGUUGUGAGAAAGAAAAUGAAUGUUGUGAAUGGUAAUAGAAGAAACAUGGAAUAGUAAGAUAAAAUUGGAAUAAACAAUAAAAGCUGAAGUUUAAUGAACAGCUUCAUUUAAUGUCAUCAAAGCAAAUGGCUUGAAUUAAAACAUGGUUUAAAAUAGAAAUUAAACAUCGGUGAAGGGAUCUUGAAAUAUUUGUUAUCCUUAGCUCGCUGGUUAUCAACAGCAACUCACAACUAUCAAUAGCAAGGAUUUGAAUAGGUCCACAAUGCUCAUGUGGCCCCCAGGUAGUUAAGACGAGCAUAUCUAUAACAUUGUAUAUCUAUUUCAGUGCUGGCGUUGGCCGUACAGGAACAUUCAUAGCACUACGUAAUGUUAUGAGAGAAGCUGAAGUUACACAAAAGAUGGAUUUUUUCAAUACUGUGGCCAAACUGAGAAGAGACAGAUAUCUAAUGGUUCAGACUCAAGUAAGUUAAUAUUAUUUUAAUUUUUUUAGAGACGCCCAUCUUGACCAAAUGAAACUUUAGUAAAUUAGAAAUGGUAUUUAUAUCGCUCCAGAGACAGGAAAGAGUUUAAAGGAAAAAAGGAAAUCUGUCUGGGCACGUUUAAGCUAAACAGAAUGUCACUGGGCUUGUUUGGACUGGUUUCCCACUUCAUAAGUAAUAAAAAUAAUAUAUAUAUAUAUAUAAAGAUAUAGAGAAAGAGAGAGAGAGAGAGAGAUAUACAUAUAUAAAUAUAGAUCAAUACAUAUAUAUGUGUAUAUGUGUAUUUUCCUUUCAGUAAAUUAUUUGUUGCUUGCAAUUACACGUUUACAAAUGUAAUGUAGCUGACAUAACACCAAUUUAAUCAAACUAUUGAUAAUGAAACACAGAUGUAUUUUCCUACCAAGAACAGUUCAAUAUUUUACAUCAAACUAAUUCGGUCUGCCUUGUGGUUACAUGAUUUGGGACGAUAUAGAUAUUGUUAAGUGGCGUGAAUAACAAUGCCAUUCUAUUUUUUGGUUCCAGAAAUCUAUUAAAUUUAUUAGGAUACGUUUUAAAUGUUCGAUUAAAAUAGUUUUAAAUUAACAUAUAUUAUUUUUAAGAGUUAAUAUAGUAAUUUGAUACCUAUAUUGGGCAACAAACGAACUCAGUUGUUACAAUCAUAUCAGUAACUAAAAAUACGUAAGGCGCCAUUAAACUCAGGGUAUCAUAUUUUGUUUAGUCAAAUCACUAACUAAAAAGGCGUGGAGUGCCCAUAAACAUAAUGUAUAAUAGUUGUUACAGUUAUAAACUAACUAAAAUUGCGUCGGGGCCAUGUCAUCCAUCAUAUGUCAUCCAUCAUAUUUCUUUUUGUUACCUUUGAAAUACUGUUGAAGGGCUAAACAUUUGGCAGAGUUGUUGUCAUCAGCAACAAGUCUGUUAGAGAUUUAAAGCUCGAUAUGUUGAAGGGCUAAACAUUUGGCAGAAUUGUUGUCAUCAGCAACAAGUCUGUUAGAGAUUUAAAGCUCGAUAUGUUGAAGGGCUAAACAUUUGGCAGAGUUGUUGUCAUCAGCAACAAGUCUGUUAGAGAUUUAAAGCUCGAUAUGUUGAAGGGCUAAACAUUUGGCAGAGUUGUUGUCAUCAGCAACAAGUCUGUUAGAGAUUUAAAGCUCGAUAUGUUGAAGGGCUAAACAUUUGGCAGAAUUGUUGUCAUCAGCAACAAGUCUGUUAGAGAUUUAAAGCUCGAUAUGUUGAAGGGCUAAACAUUUGGCAGAGUUGUUGUCAUCAGCAACAAGUCUGUUAGAGAUUUAAACAUUGUUUGUUUGGUUUUUAUUUCAAAUGCCCUGCAUGCAUUGUUCAGUAGGUUUUCUUAUUGAAUAGACCACUUAAAAAUGUAUUUGCUUUGUUUUUAAUUUGUAAUGAAAAAAAAAUAUUUUUGCAUUUUUUAAAUAUAAUUGCUAAUUGACAUUUUAAUACACUUUAUUCUAUAAAUAUAAAUGCUUUUUUACUGUAUAAAAGUUACUAAUGUUUAUUUAUUUAUUUUUAUACAUCAAGCUACGAAGCUUGAUAUGAUCAUUUUUAUACAUUAUGUUUUGGGAUACAAGGGCGAUAAUUUGAAUUUUUCAAAUUAAAGGGCUUCAAGAUAAAACAUUUUUUAAACAUAAAUUUUAUGAUGUAUAAAGUUAUGCUUUUUUAUAUCACCAGGAGCAAUAUGUGUUCUUGCAUGAAGCCGCCAAAGUGGCAAUGGUCUGCUUAAAUACAACUAUCACAUCUGACAACAUUGUUGAGAGAUUUCAACAACUUGAGAAAAAAAAUAUUUCUGGAAAAUCUAAAUUAGAGCAAGAGUUUGAAGUAAGUUUUCAAUGGAUUUAAGUUUUUCACAUAAUUUAAUUGGUCUUUGUUCAAGCCAAUAAAUAUUUCAUAAGUUUUUAGAAAACCAUUUCUUUAAAAAAACUGAAUCAUGUAUGAUUAUCUAGCACAGGUGUCAAUUAGAUAAGAUACAAUAAGGUAAGAAAUAAAAGUUUGCUUAAUUAAUUCUAACAAUAGGAAAAGUGUUGUAUUUACAUCGGGGCUUUCAAUUUCAAAAAAUUUUUAUUAAAUUCAGAUACAAAGAUUUGUUUAGAUAAAAAAAAAUUUAAAAUAUUACAAUUUUAACAUAAUUUUAAAAAAUUCAAGUAAGCCAUACAAUGUAGUCAAACUGGAUGAAGUGUGAUUAGCCAGAAAUCUAUAACGAGCGGAAUUUAAAAAUUUACUGUGGAAGAAAAAAAAUUAUUCAUAUAAAUUAGGUUGCUCCAAUUAGGUUGCUCCAAGGCCCGAACACUGGAAAAUGUAUGAAAAAGUUGAUUUUUAAGAAGGAGGUUCAGAAAAGCAGUGGCUUUGUGAAUUUAAGAAAAUGUAUGAUUUUAAUUCCACUUUGCAAAACCAAUAUUUUCAUAUAAUUAAACUUCCAUACUUCUGGUUAAGAUAUCUGGCAUUAUAAUUUAGGUACACCAAAUAUUCUUCUUCUAUAAUUCAAUGUCUGUGGGGAAAAGCAAAUUAUCCUAGGGACCUCUCAGUUAUGUCACUGGUAAUUUAUAUUUUAUUACAAUUACAUGCUAUUGUAACUCCCCAUAGCAUUGUUGUAGAGAGUAUGUUUCAAUAUUUUUAGAUUGUUUGUGAUGUGUGUGUUGAUGAUGGUGAAACAAUAGAUGAGGAAGGAUCAGCUGGAGUUAUGUACCAAAACAGCAGAACUGUCUCCAAUAAACUUAAAAACCGAUUUGGUAACAUCCUGCCAAGUAAGUUUGUAGUUAGAAUUGAUUUUAUUUAAUUUUUUUAACUAUUAUUUUGAAAAGAUUUUUCUUAAUUUUAUCAGUGACUGUAGAGUAAAACAAAACAUAUUAUAGUAAAAUUUUUACAAAUUGUAGCAAAUGGAUUUAAAAGAAAUUUUUUACUCCAAAAAUAUUACAAAUUUUACUUUAUAUAUUAUCUUAUCUUUUAUGAACAGAGGACUGUUACAGACCUUUACUAAUGCGUGAAUCUAGUGAUAUGGAGGACUACAUCAAUGCUGUAUUAACACCGGUAUUUUUAUUUUAUUUUUUUUUAUAUUUAAAUUAUUGAUGUAUCAGAUGCAAAAUACAUUUUCUUAAAGAUAAAUAAUUUUUGCUUAUUUCAUAACAGAUAAUGCCAUGAACCUCUUUAUUGGUUAAAACCUUUAAUAAAAAAAACUAUUGAAAUGUUCUCACUCCUUAAAUAAUCAUAGUCUUAUUUGUUACAACUUAAAAUUAUUUUAUGACUAACUUUUUUUGUCUAGUCAUAUAGUGAAAAUUCCAUUAUUCUUACCACAUCACACAAUAGAUAUUUUAUUUUGAGGGUAUACACUUUGUGUUUCUUGCAGAGUUUUACCAAAAGGAAUCAAGAUGUCAUCACACAACUUCCACUUCCAACAACAGUGCUGGACUUUUGGCGUCUGAUCACUCAACUUAAAAUUUCUUUAGUUGUUGCUUUUGAGGAGCAAUUGAUGACAACAGAUUCAGUAAUUAACUUAAUUUUCCUUUUACAAAUUUUACCUUUAAAAUGAGAAAACCAACAUUUCCUUUUCUUUUGAAGCAUCAGCUAACUGCAAUUUAAGAAAGAAUUUAAAAUUGAAUAACAAUAAAAUUAUUCAUGUCCUCCCACUUUAAAACAACACCAAUCUUUUUGGCGAAAUUUGUCAAUGAGUAUUUUACUUUCAUUUUUUCUUUUAAUAGUUUAAUUAAGUUUGAAGACACAAAUAAGCUAACUGCCAUAUACAAAUGUACAAUGAUAUUACUCGUGUUUAAAAUCUUUCAGUUUAAGAAUUAUAAAAUCCUUUAUGCAAAAAAUGAAAUAAAUUAGAAAUAAGGAAAACACAGUAUAUAACCAAAUAAAUUUUAAUGUUUAAGGGAUUUCUGAAAUAUUCACAAUAUUUUUUGUUUACGUCCAGACAAUAGGGUACUACCUUCCCACUGAUGAAAACCAACCUGCCAGUUGUCCCCCCUUUCAAAUUAAAAUGUGCUCUUGUGUGCAAGGAUCAGAAUGGGAGGAGAGAAAACUGAUCAUAUCUGGACCUAAAGUAGGCGGCUGCAUGUCUCCUCUCAUUACUCUUACUUUUUUUAUGUGUCAACAUAAUAAAAUGUGAAUGUAAACAUACAUGCAUAAUAAAUUUAUCAGACUAGGAGAUGUUUUUUUUUCAAGCAAUUUCAUAUUUGUUAAACCUACAUUAAUUUGUAAUGUUUAGAAACUAUUUAUUUCUUAUACUUGGAUUUUUUUUCUAUUCACUAACGACUGGGUAUCCGACAUUUUUUAACUCAAUAAUUAGGGUGCUGAGGAGCAUAGCCUUGUACAUCUUAGGUACACCCAAACUGGCACAGAUCCAAUGAAGUUGUUGACAUUCAUCAAACAUGCAAGAACAUACAAUCCAAAACAUAAUGAAAGAACAUUGUACAUGUGCAGGUAAAUGGAGUUUAUCUUUAAUAUAAAUAAACCUAUACAAAUAUUCCAAAGAUAGGUCCAUUCUAGAAACGAUUUUAAAUUGCUUUUGUUUAAGAUUAAUCCUUCCAUUGAUAUUCAUGAAAUUUGUUCUUUGGCUCUAAUAGUAAUUAAUACUAAAUAUUUCACAAGAUUUUGAAGAACUUGGCAUAUUUUUUUUAGGAAGUCUUUAUUAAAUUCAAUAACUGCUACCAUUAUGUAUUUAUUGUUCAACACACAGGAAUAAUUCAAAUAUUUCAAUUCUCCAUUUUGUUUACAUGUUAUUUACACUGUCAUCAACAUAGCUCUCUCAAUACCAGUUAAAUUAUAAGGCCAAUUAAAAAUUAUAAUAUUUCCAGAAACGGUGCUACAUACAGUGGUCUGGCCUGUGUCUUGACUCUCUUGCUGGACAGAAUGGACAAUGACCUGCGCCUGACUGUACCUCUUGUUGUUGGUGCCAUUAAAGCGAUUCGGUCACAGGUUAUCCCAGCAGUGGUAAUAAAAUUAUUUUAUAUAAUCAAUGACAAGUCACUUAUUCAAUUAUGUCAAUUCCCUGUUCUCAAUGAAAAUUGACUGAAUAGACACAUUUUUUAAGAAAGUUGAAAAUUGUGUAUUGAUUCACUCUGUUCAUGUACGGUAUGGUAAAUUUUCAUGAGUCUGGCAACACCAUCUUAGAUAUGCUAUGAUGGAUCAAAAUGGAAAAAUUACAUCUUAAUCAUCACACAUUUUUUGUGCAAGGAAAUAUUAGUUAAUGCAAAUAAGUUUUUUUUAUAUUUUUGGUUAAUGCCUCAAAUCAAUUUUAGACAUUAAAAGGAGUGUAGGCCUAUAGUCAUAAAGAAAUUGAAAGUGAUAAAACUUGCUCUACUUAAAGUACCAGUAUUUAACAAUAUUUUUCAAAUGUUUUAGAUAUAGACAUUAAAAACUAAAACUUUUUUUAACCAGUGUGAUAUGCCAGGUUAAUACUCCCAUCCAUCCACAGAAUCAGUACAAGAUACUCUACCAGAUUCUCAAACUGUACAAUGAAACCAACAGCAUAUAUUCCAACUUCAAUGAUACCAAAUCCUCUGUGGCUCCAGAGACCUCUGGACAAGACAAUAUGGGAUUUGUUGGGAAUGAGGGCACAGAGUACGCUAAUGCUAAGCUUUAAGGAUUAUUAUUUGUCUUCUAACAAACGUCUUUGUGAUCAUAAUCAGAAAAGAGCAGUUUAAAUUGAAAUCGGACAAUUUUAAAAAAAAAUUUUUUUGGUAUUUUCAAAUGGCAUCUUACACAUAAUUUUAUUUAGAGUAAUUAAUAUACAAGUCCUAUUCUGCAACAAAUGGCCUGUUAGGACUUCUAGGUCUCAUGUGUUGGACAAAAGACUAAAAGCUUUACAGGCUAAACAAAUCUUUGCAGUCUGUUUGGAACAUAAUUUUGUAACUCAUCAGAGCCAGCCAAAUCCAAAAGACAAAUUAUAAAUUUCGGAUUAAUCUUUUUUCUUGCUAUAUACAAUUUUCCUCUUUCUUUUUUUGAUUCUAUGUUUACACAAAAACAUGACAUUCCCUUUUUAUCAAAUGCUUGCAAUGUUAUUUUUUAAGAAAAUACUUAACCACUGAAAUUUAUCCUUUCAUUCAGACAUUGACACUUUGGAAAUAUAUUUUAACCUAAAAAUAUUAUUGUUGUCUCAAGCAAACUUUUCAAAUCUGUUUGGGUCCAUAAACCAUAUCAGAAUCAAUUCACAUCCUACCAUUGGUAGUACCAUAUGUCAUUGAAACAAUUUACCAAUAAUUUAUACUGAUGAACGUUCUGAGUUUUGGUUCUUUCAUGUUUGUAUAUAGCAAACAAAAUUGUGUACAUGGUUCCGCCUUUUAUUUAAAAGCAUACCUUUUCCAAGUUCAUAGUCAGUAUGGUUAUAGUCUAUAAAAAUCUCCGUAAUUAAAAGCUUUCAAGUCUAUUUUAUAGUUUAGUUGUUAAAUGUAUUUAAAUAGUUAUUUUUAACAUUAUGUGAAUAAAUACCAAUUCCAGAAAUAUUUCAAGAACAGACUUUGUGGAAGUGAGAUUAUGUUUAGCAACUUUCUGUAAUGCCUAUACAUCUGCCAAUCCUUUGGUGUAAAUCUGAAGGAUAAUGACCGCAUUUGAUUAUUUUUUUUAUAAUCCAAGGACAAUGUUAAUGUCUCAUAUGACAUUUCAGGUUGCAAACAGUUUUAGUUCUUUCAUUUCAAUCUAUAUAAAUUAUAAUUUAUUUUCUUGCAUUAUCAUGGUUACUUUUAAAUUUAUAUUCAAUAUUUUUAGAAAGUUGACAUGUUCAAAACUAAAACAAUUGUUAAGUUUUCUAAACAUUUUACUUCUGUCACUUUUAUGAAGGUAACAAACAGGGUGUUUUAAUUUUUACUGUUAACAAUAUGUUGUUGGGGUUUUUUUUAUUUUUUUAUUGUAAAGAAUUUCAUCUAUAGAACUUUGUCAACACAUUAAGCGUUUAUUGUUUUGUAAUGCUUAUAAGAUUAGACAAAUCUUGGGACUGGUAAAUAACAGAUUUCUUUUUAUGAUUAUUUAUUCCCUGAUAUUGUAAAUAAUUAUAUUUAUUUCAGAUAUCCUUUUACUUGCUGUGAUAGCAACUUUUCAAUGAUUUAUUUAACUCCUAGUCUAAGCCAAAAUAAUGAAUUUAAUGUAAAGCAGAGGUCCCUCAAUCUCACGGUUUGCAUGUGACCCACGCAUUUAAAAAUAUACUGAGAUAAUAAUGACUCUGGUAUGCAGCACUUUAUCCAUUUGGGUUUUGAAAGUGAAAAAAAGAUAAGGAACCUCUGCUGCACACUGUUCAACAAGACAACACACCUAACAAAUAUGAUUAACUAAUGAUUAAAACUUAAUAUACACUGCUAUGGGUAAUUUAAACUUGAUUUUUAUAACUAUGUUUUUUUGUAUCAAAAUCAGUCAUUUGAUCACAUUUUCUGGUAAUAAAGUUAGUUAAUUGUAUAAUAUGG